AUGACAGUUAAUUAUUUAAAUGAAAUUAUUUCGAUAUUUCUUCAACGCAAUAUAAAAGAAAUUGGCGACAAUGAAUUAAGUAUUGCUAUGAGAAAUGAUGGAAAGCCAUGUUCAAUUGAAGAAAUACGUCGUAUUAUACAAUCAUUCGGUUCAUCUCUGUUUCGAUGUAGAUAUAGUCAAGAGGAUGUACUUCUUGUUCAAAUUGAACCCUUAAUAAAAAUAUGUAAAAAUUUUCUUAGUGGAAAAUGUAAUUUCAAAACAACAGAAUGCAAUCAACUUCAUUUAUGUCAUCGUUUUGAUCAUAAUAACCCAAAUGGGUAUCAUGUUUCUCGUGAUUUUACUUGUGAACAUAAUCGCCGUAUCAUUGAGCAAUCAAACUGUCAAAAUAUAAAUCCAAUAUUACUCGUUCAGUUUAUCCAACUUAAUGAAAAAUUUUCUCAUGAUUUAUCUCAGGUUUCAAUUACAUCACCUGUUGUUUCAAAAACUCGAGAUAUAAAAUCAUCAUCAGUACAGUCAAAACCUAUUCAACAAGCUUGUUCGCCAAGAAAACGUAUUCAUUCAGAAGAAGAAUCUAAAUAUGAUUAUGCUAAAAAUGCUUGUAGUAGAGAUAAUGUUACUCCAGCGAUGUGUGUAUCGACAGGAUUCGAUACAAACUAUUCACUCGAUAUUAGUUUUCUAUCGAGAUCUCUUAGUCGUCAUAUUAAACUUCAGAAAAUCGAAGAAUUCUUAAAACAACAAGGUCUAAAUAUACACAGGAUGUUUGAGUCAAAGGUCAAUGGAUAUUUUAAUCAAUAUACAAUUCAAUAUCAUGAAAACAAUAAUAAUCUUCUGACAAAACCUAAUAUUACAUAUCAGGGUAUUCAUAUGAAAUUUAAAAGAACUAAUCCAUUAAUUGAUCAACAAAGUUUUGCACUUAAAUUACCCAUUGAUUUUAAACGUAACCCAUUGAUAAGAGAAGAAGUCAAACAUUAUAUUAAUACUUUAACUAAUUCAUAUUCAUACAAAAUAACCGAGGUUUUAACACAAGGAGAACAGAUUCUAUUGAUUCAAUGCAAUAAUACAAUUGAUUUUGAUAUGGUUCGUCGACUGCAUAAGUCAAGAUCACAAUUACAAGGAACAAAUAUCUCAUUGAAACAAGUAUAUGAACUGGAAAAUGUUAUUAUUACGUCUGUUCAGAAUUCAUUACUGUCGAUUGAAAUUAUUGAACGUAUACUUCAACCUGUAUUUGACAAUAUCUUUAAUUUUACUAUUCAAUCUAACCAAACAGCACGUGUAGAAUUCGUUCGUGCUGAUCAUUUAAAAGAGUGGCUCUUUGAUUGCCAUACAGUACAACGACAAUUUGGUGUUAAGAUUCAACUUGAUGUUAGAUGUGUCGACCAUGAUGAUGAUGACGAUGACGCUAUUUCUGGUACCUCAAAUGAUCAGAUAUCAACACAUUUCAAUAAAGAACAUCAAACUUCACAAGUAACAGUCUAUAUUCGUCGAAUUUGGGCUAUGAUUGUUAAUCAUCCAAUUUUCGGUAUUGAGUACAAGAAUUAUAUACGAACUGAACUUGGCGUUGAGAUUGAUAUUCAUGAUAAUCGAAUUCAAGCAUAUUUUUAUUCCAAUUUGGAUCAAGCAGUUCGAGAAAAUCCUACUGUUCUUCUGACCGAUACAACUUAUACAUUUAUGGAAAAUUUCGAUAUUCGUUCAAUAGUCUUGCAAAAAAUAACAGAACAACUCAAAAUUCUUCAUGCACAUUCAAAUGCUGUUGCAUUCUAUCAAGCCAAAGAUAACUUUUAUAUGUUGACUGCGAAAAAAUCCUAUAUGGAGGUUAUCAUGCACGAAUUGUCUUCGAUAGUAUCCAUUGAUGACACACUAAAAAGUAUUCUUUCGUCAGUAGCAUUUACUGAUCACGAAACGAUUAAAACUAUUGAUGGACAACAAGUAUCAACAUGUGUAAUUCCAUCAUCAUUAUAUAAUUCAACAACUACUGACGAUCAAUAUAUCGUAACAGAUGACAUAAUCAGUAAGAGUGUGACAUUAUCAUUCAAGACUCCAACACAUACAGCUUUAUUCACGAGAACAACGUUUCAAUCCAAUCUUCAAAUCUAUUUUCAUACAAAAUAUUCUGUUAAACUUUAUUUCGAACCUACUGUUAACAUAAAUAGUUCCACAUUGAUCAAAAUAAUCGGACGACAAAGCACUAUUGAUUUAGCAAUACAAGAGUUGGAAACUCUAGUUUCAUUAUGUCGCACAAAAACAUUCAAUGAAACGACCGAUCAUGAUUGGACAAAGAUUAACGAUGCAAUUCAUGUUAUUCAAUAUCAUUUAGAUACAAUGAAUAUCAAAUGUGUCUGUCAGCAACAGAUAGCUCCUGCCUCGAUAAUGGUACACUAUAUUGACAAAACGCACAUAGAGUUUGGUGUCGAUGAACAAAUUAUUGAAAAACUAUGUCGUGAGACGUUGAUUUCAGUUAUAUGUACAUCAACGAUAGUUGAAAAAGAAUGGGCAGCUCUUAAAUCUCGUAUUUUGCAACGUGAUAAUUAUGGUAAAGAUAUUAGUCUUUUGGAUGAACAACAAACUAUUAGUCUGUUUGGUUUACCUGAAAUUGUAAAACAAGUUCAACAAUUAUUCGAAGAUAAGAAAGCAACAACAAAUUCAUCUAUGCGAAAAAAUCAACUGAGAAAAGCAAGAACAGAACCUAUUAGAAAGUUACAAGGUGAAAAAUCUGAACAUUGGUCACCAUCGAAUAAUGAUACAUUAAAUCAAGAAUCAAAUCAAUCGAAACAAAAAACAAUUGAAACAUACUCAAUAACAUUCGAUAUCGAUGAACCUGGUUUCGAAGUUCUCGUCAACAAAAGUUUUAAUCGACUAUUAGCUAUCAUUGAGUCAAAAUGUCAGCUUGAAAAAGAAAUUAUUCAUCAUCCAAUUCAAAUUGAAAUACCUAAAUCAAAAGUAAAUCAUUCUGACGAUAGUACAUCGCACAACAAAUCACAGGAAGAUAAUCCUAAAUCUAUGGAUGAUGCUAGUAAGGCUUUUGUCAACUUGAAUCCUAAUAUGUUUCAAAUAUCAUUUUAA
Molecule: messenger RNA, 3060 nt
Organism: Rotaria sp. Silwood2
Lineage: Eukaryota; Metazoa; Rotifera; Eurotatoria; Philodinida; Philodinidae
Source: the annotation of a GenBank genome assembly